UCUCUUAAAGCUCAUGUUAAUCAUUUGAUGUCUUUCUUAUGUUUUUUACAUUUUUGGUUGACAGAUCAAUCCAUCUUUUGGCGUUUUGGGUUCUGUUUGAGAACGCAAUGUCACUGGUUAGAACAAAGGCUCUUGUCAUGGGGUUGUUUGAAACAGGGAGAGUACAAGAAUGGGUUGUGACAGAGAAGUUAGGUGACGGUCUCAAGACGAAGCUGAUUGCACAAGCACCUGAAGAACAUCACGUCAGAUUCAGAGAUAGGGUGCAUUUGAUGGAGCUAUUGGUUGGAGUGUACCUGUUAUUCUGCGGAUGCUACGACAUCAUCUACGGGAAGAGGACACUGUUUCUGUACCUUCUGUUCCAGUCAAUGGGUUUCUUCGUUGUUGGUUUUGGGUAUGUGGGCAAAUAUGUUGCUGCUUCAUCAUCCUAACAUUAGAUUUCUAGAUCGAAAAGAGUCUCAAUAUGUCUCAAAAGGUUUUUUAGUUGUUGAUACCAUAUUGAGAUUACCCUUUUUUUUUUGUUUGGGAGGUCUGAGAGUAAUAAUGAUAUAUAAACUUUGUAUUACUACCACUUGAGUGUUUGUUACACAACGAAUAUAUCUCAAAUGUGACCGAUACAGUCUCUAGUA
Messenger RNA from Brassica rapa (field mustard), 626 nucleotides. RefSeq names its product glucomannan 4-beta-mannosyltransferase 7. The record is from RefSeq and is a predicted model, not a curated record. Gene Ontology annotation, cellular component: Golgi apparatus. Gene Ontology annotation, molecular function: mannan synthase activity. NCBI's taxonomy places the organism in Eukaryota, Viridiplantae, Streptophyta, Magnoliopsida, Brassicales, Brassicaceae.